AGAAGAAAAAGGAAAAGAGUAUCCGGAGGUCGCGUCGCACUCACACUAUAUAUCCGAUUUAGAGGAUUCGGGCAAUGGCGAAAGUAACCAAAACAAGCCUAAUUUUCAAUUCCAAUCGAUCCUUGUUUGAAAGAUGAAAAGAUCAAUGACGAUUUCCAAUCUUCCGAGGGAAUUGGCGGAGGAGAUCCUCUGUAGAAUUCCGGGGACAUCGACUAGAGCCGUGCGAUCAACUUGCAAAAAGUGGAACACUUUAUCCAAAGAUGAGAGCUUUACAAAGAAGCACCUUGCUCAAGCAGCUUCAGCAUUGACGGAAGGGGAAUUUUCAGCGAUCGUGUUGAUAAAUUAUAGUCUCUAUUUGAUGAGCGUCAAUCUCCAUGGAAUUGACAACGGGUCUGAUCCAUCAUUAAGGCCUACAGGUAAUCUUAUCAGCCUAAACGAUUCGGAUAAACUCGUCAUCACUCGAGUAUAUCACUGCGAGGGUUUAGUGUUAUGCCUCACGGAAGACUACACUAGGCUCGUGGUUUGGAACCCGUAUACAGGGCAAACUCGGUGGAUCCGUGUGGAACUCAGAUCCGAUAAGCACAGAGGGAUCUGGUAUGGUCAUGCUCUCGGAUACGACAAGAGCAACAACCAUAAAAUCCUGAGAUAUUUAAAUGUUCCCGGCGCCAUGUAUGUGCACGAAAUCUACGAUUUAAACUCUAGUUCAUGGAGAGUUCUUGAUGUCACUCCAGACUGGGAUGUGGAGUUUGAUAACUAUGGCCUGUCUUUGAAGGGAAACACGUACUGGUAUGCUACAGAUAAGGUAUCCCGAGAAGACAUGCCUGAUUUCUUACUCUGUUUCGAUUUUACUACAGAGAGGUUUGGUCCGCGUCUGCCUCUGCCUUUUGAGUCUUAUAGUGAAGAUGCAGUGGUUUUAUCUAGUGUUAGAGAAGAGCAGCUUGCGGUGUUGUUUCAGCACUGUGAAACAUGUGAGAUGGAGAUUUGGAUUACGACCAAGAUCGAGCCCGAUGCAUUGUCCUGGUGCAAGUUCUUAGCCGUGGAUAUGGAUCCACUCACAGGGUGUCGGUUCUAUAGCGGUGGCAGUUUCCUCGUUGACGAGGAGAAGAGAGCUGUGGUUGUCUUUGAUGAAGAUAAAAACGUAUCGGAAACCAAUCGCAACACAGCUUACUUCAUUGGACAAAACGGUUACUUCAGAGAAGUGGAUCUCGGAGAGAUUACAACAGCAAAAGAGAUUUUCCCGCAUGCCUUCUCUUACGUUCCAAGUCCUGUCCAAAUCAACCAACCUGCAUGAUGAGAACCACCAGAUUUAUUUAUUGCUCCGUUUACAAUUAAAACUUAUUCCCUUUGCACAUCUUUUGUUUGGUUUGUUUUUUUGUUGUUUCCUUUUGUCAUGCUCUUCGAACAUGGUCUGUAUCUCUUCUUCCUCCCUGCAAUGUGCAGAUUACUACUAAUAAAUGGCAAUCCCUUUUCUGGUU
This is a messenger RNA of Camelina sativa (false flax), 1475 nucleotides long. RefSeq names its product putative F-box protein At3g17620. The record is from RefSeq and is a predicted model, not a curated record. NCBI's taxonomy places the organism in Eukaryota, Viridiplantae, Streptophyta, Magnoliopsida, Brassicales, Brassicaceae. Gene Ontology annotation, molecular function: protein binding.